UGAUGGAGAACAGGACAGAGGUGACGGAGUUCCUCCUGCUGGGGCUGACUGAUGACCCACGCCUGCAGCUUCCCCUCUUCAUGACCUUCCUCCUCGUCUACACCAUCACCGUGCUUGGGAACCUGGGGAUGAUCCUGCUGAUCCUGCUGGAUGCUCGUCUGCACACCCCCAUGUACUUCUUCCUCGGUAACCUGUCUCUGGUGGAUUUCUGUUACUCUUCAGCUGUCACUCCCACAGCGUGGGCCAGCUUUAAAGUAGCAGACGAAGUCAUCUCCUACAAUGCUUGUGCCACUCAGAUGUUCUUUGUCACAGGCUUCGCUACUGUGGAAAAUUACCUCUUGGCCUCCAUGGCCUAUGACCGGUGUGCAGCAGUGUGUAAGCCCCUGCAUUAUCCCACCACCGUUACAGCAGGGGUGUGUGCAGGUCUCGUCAUAGGCUGCUAUGCUUGUGGCUUCCUGAGUGCCUCCAUCUACACUGGGAACACGUUCAGUCUCUUAUUCUGUAACUCCAAUGUGGUCCACCAUUUUUUCUGUGAUAUUCCAGCAGUCAUGGCUCUCUCUUGCUCUAAAAGACAUGUUAACGAUCUGGUUCUUAUUUAUGUAGCAACCUUCAAUAUCUUUUUUGCUCUUGUUGUUAUCUUAAUAUCCUACGUACUGAUUUUUAUCUCUAUCCUGAAGUUACGCUCAGGCACAGGAUAUCAGAAGGCUCUGUCCACCUGUGCCUCCCAUCUCACCACAGUCUCCAUCUUCUACGGGACGGUCAUCUUCAUGUACCUGCAGCCCAGCUCCGGUCACUCCAUGGACACUGACCAAAUCGCCUCUGUGUUCUACACCAUCGUCAUCCCCAUGCUGAACCCCAUGGUCUACAGCCUGAGGAACAAGGAGGUGAAGAGUGCAUUCACAAAGAUUGUUCUGAAGGCAAAAUAA
Molecule: messenger RNA, 926 nt
Organism: Chinchilla lanigera (long-tailed chinchilla)
Lineage: Eukaryota; Metazoa; Chordata; Mammalia; Rodentia; Chinchillidae
Product: olfactory receptor 5B3-like
Exons: 1
Coding region: 3-926 (307 amino acids)
Biological process (GO): sensory perception of smell; G protein-coupled receptor signaling pathway
Cellular component (GO): membrane
Molecular function (GO): olfactory receptor activity; G protein-coupled receptor activity; odorant binding
Source: RefSeq, a predicted model, not a curated record